Molecule: messenger RNA, 538 nt
Organism: Schistocerca serialis cubense
Lineage: Eukaryota; Metazoa; Arthropoda; Insecta; Orthoptera; Acrididae
Exons: 3
Coding region: 11-325 (104 amino acids)
Source: RefSeq, a predicted model, not a curated record
GUCGAAUACAAUGAAGGCUGCUCUGUUGCUUGUUGCUGCGCUGGUAGCAGUGGCGGAGGUCCACGGGCAACCAGAAGAGUCUACCACCGUCACCAUUUCGAGUGACAAUCUAACCACCAGCAACAUCACAGCGGAGAGAACAUUUUUGGCGAAGUCAUCGUACACGGGAGAUGACGAUACCAUUUGUGUAGAGUCAGACAACAACUUCUACUUGUAUGUUAAUGUGUUGAAGCUCUAUUCUUGCUACCACCAGCUACGGAAAGUUUACGUGGUGAGACCAAGGAGCCAGUGUGAACCACACCUGUCAGAUUGUCCCAGGCACUAGGAGUAUUGCAACUAUGUGGGUUCAGCUUGAAGAGACUGAUUCGUCUGCGAGUGAGUGAGGACUAAAUGGCUGUCCUGCUGACUGAAGACAUCUGCUGUUUCCAGAGGAGCCAAGAAACUACAAGAGCAUCAGAGCUUAGCUAGUUUACUCAAACAUCUUUCGCUUGUUUCUGUAACAGUUGUAUACUGACACAUUAAAAGUGUAGUUUCAUGA